UCAUGCUGCAGGCUGGACUCAUGUUCCUACCAUCACUGCAUUGGUUGACGUAAAAUGGCACGUCCCCCUCUGAAAUGCAACAUUAAAAAAAAAUCAAAAAUGGACCCGAUAACUUUAACAGCGGGGUAGGAAGAGAGAGAAAAAAGCGUGUGGCUGCGGUCGAUAUUAAAAACAUGCAGAGGGAGACAAGCUCGGGGCCUUCCAGAGUCAGGAAAAAGACUUCGGAGAGCUGCAGACAGAGGAUGGCUGAUGAAGAGACUAGCAGCUCGCCGCUAUGCUGGCUUGCUAAUUCUCUCCCCCACAGCUGCAGCCGAUCCUGAUAACCAGCCUGCUGAUUGCAACCAGCCUGAGGCUCUAGAGAACGGUUCCCUGGAGGAGAUGGAAGAGGACAUCAGUCUGAAAAAGCGUAAAAGUGAUCAGCCUGGGGAGAAAGAGCUGCAGGGCACACAGGAGACGGGUGAAAAGGUCAAAAGGAAGCGAGGACGCCCGCCUGCUGAGAAGUUGCCUCCGAAUCCACCUGAACUCACCAGGACGCUGAGCACGCUGGUAGAUAUGGUCAUCAACUACAAGGAUGGGUUGGGUCGUCAGAUCAGUAAAGGCUUUGUGCAGCUUCCCUCUAAGAAGGAGGUACCUGAGUACUACGAGCUGAUCCGGAAACCUGUGGACUUCAGGAGGAUCAGGGAACGUGUCCGCAAUCACAAGUACAGAAGUGUUGGGGAUCUGGAGAAGGAUAUUUUCCUCCUGUGUCACAACGCUCAGACCUACAACCUGGAGGGAUCCCAGAUCUAUGAGGAUUCAAUUGUCAUUAAGUCUGUUUUUGAGAGCGCCAGACGGAGAAUCGUCACAGACGAGGAGCAGAAAGAAACCGUCAGCGCCGGGAACAGCGAUAAUGGCGGCAGAGCUGAAGACCAAUUUGUUUCAUCAGCAGUGAAACCAUCACCGGUCCAGCCAAAGAAGGACGAAAAGGAGGAAAGUAGCAAAAACACCAGUGAGAAGAGUCUCCACAGUAAUUUAGACAGCGACGAGGAUCUAGAGGAUAAAACCACCAAAGAUGAAGGCUGAACUCAUAAACCUUCCCAUGUUUUUUUUUGUUUUGUACUCUGGUUCGUAUAUGUUCUCCUCCGCUUCCAUUUCAACUGAUUUGCCAUUUUCUAAAACAAAAAUACAAAAAUACACUCUGAGAAAGGUCCUAAUGGAUCCGUUUUUAUACAUGACUCAUGUCUUGCUGCACAUCGUGGUCUUUUACAAUCAUUUCUGUUUUUCUCUGCCUUAGUCUCUGUGAUAGCUUCUGCAAAUAUUCUAUAAAUCCCCGAUUUCACUGACUGUUUUUAACCCAUACAUUUGAUUGUAUGAAUUGCCUUCAUACCGUCUGUGUUGGAGCAUGAAUAUUUCUCUUGAAGCUGAUGUUGAUAAGUUGGAGCUGGAGGUUUGAAGCACAUGAGAAAGUCUUUUUGAAGAAAAUAUUAAGAAAUGAAGACUAAAAAAAAUCUCUAGUUUCAUUUUAGAGAUGAUACUUUCUCGAUAAAUGUGGAAGUACGGCGUGAAAGACAAAUUUUAUUACACAUGUAGUACAUUUGUCUGUUUUUGAUACUCGAUGGAAAAGUUUGGGUUGAAUCAAGGGUACUCUAGUUCAACAUUUUUAUCCCUUGUGCUACAGUAUAUUCACAUAUUGUACAGUUUGUGUGAAAAGUAAGUAAAAAAAUAACCUUUUCAUUUACUCUCCUGGUUGUUUGGGAGGUUGGAAGACGUCGUUGUUGAGACAAUCC
Cheilinus undulatus (humphead wrasse) is the source of this 1766-nucleotide messenger RNA. Its product is annotated as probable global transcription activator SNF2L2. Lineage: Eukaryota; Metazoa; Chordata; Actinopteri; Labriformes; Labridae. Gene Ontology annotation, molecular function: protein binding. Gene Ontology annotation, biological process: chromatin remodeling. Bases 250 to 1062 code for a protein of 270 amino acids. The transcript has 7 exons. The record is from RefSeq and is a predicted model, not a curated record. Gene Ontology annotation, cellular component: RSC-type complex.